Molecule: messenger RNA, 741 nt
Organism: Letharia columbiana
Lineage: Eukaryota; Fungi; Ascomycota; Lecanoromycetes; Lecanorales; Parmeliaceae
Exons: 4
Coding region: 1-741 (246 amino acids)
Biological process (GO): ribose phosphate biosynthetic process
Molecular function (GO): sedoheptulose-bisphosphatase activity
Source: RefSeq, a predicted model, not a curated record
AUGACGACCCCACGAGCCUUCAUCAUCCGCCACGGUGAAACAGAAUGGUCACUUAACGGUCGACACACGGGUACCACAGAGUUACCGUUGACACAGAACGGCGAGAAGCGAAUUCGCGCCACCAGCCGAGCGCUGGUGGGCGACGACAGACUCAUUGUCCCCUCCAAGCUUGCCCACAUCUACGUGUCCCCGCGCUCCCGCGCUCGUCGCACCCUCGAACUCCUCGACAUCGGCUGCCGCGACAAACUUCCCUGGCACGACAAACACACUCCGUGCGAUGUACGCACAGAAGCCAAAGUGCAAGUCACAGAAGACAUACGCGAAUGGGACUACGGAGACUACGAGGGUUUGACAAGUGUGCAGAUAACAGAACAGAGGGAAAAAGCUGGGGAGAAGGUGUGGGAUAUUUGGAGGGAUGGAUGUCCGGGGGGAGAAUCGCCUGCAGAUGUUACGAACCGACUAGAUCGAUUGAUCAAAGACAUACGAGCGCGCUUCCACGAUGAAGCUAUUGGGAAACCGAAGGGUGAGGCGCCGGUUAGUGAUGUGCUGCUCGUGGCACAUGGGCAUAUACUGCGAGCGUUCGCUAUGCGCUGGAUUGGGAGGGAGUUGACAGACGGAGUGUCGUUACUGUUGGAAGCUGGUGGUGUAGGAACCAUGAGUUACGAGCACCGAAGUCUUCACGAACCCGCGAUCCUAUUGGGUGGCGCGUUCAUGGUAGAUGUUGUAGAGAACAAAGCCUAA